Messenger RNA from Coregonus sp. 'balchen', 4811 nucleotides. Lineage: Eukaryota; Metazoa; Chordata; Actinopteri; Salmoniformes; Salmonidae. The record is from the annotation of a GenBank genome assembly.
CAUGAUCAUGUUUACGUUAGCGUAUCCCGUCCGCCCAUGCCCGGAAGGAGUCAUUCUUCCGUUUUGUUCCACUAGGAUUAUGCGGGAAGUGAGUGAUUGACAAUGCAGAUGUUCUGUCCAUAAACUUCAUCUGGUAUGCAUACGUCGUGGAUUUCAGCGAAUCUGACUGGAAUUUGUUAGUUUCUUUAUCAUCUACAGCUGUCAGGCAUGCGGAGUAUCUUCUCGGGUCUGUCCAUUAUCCACAUCUCCUUCUCCACAUCAGAGCAAUUCGUUUCUAAAUAGCCAGGGAUAGGCUACAGCAUGUGAGUAUCCAAAUAUCUCUCUCUCUCUCUCUCUCUCUCUCUCUCUCUCUCUCUCUCUCUCUCUCUCUCUCUCUCUCUCUCUCUCUCUCUCUUGAACAGAUAAUGGAUGACAAUGUAACAACUCAAACUCCUGUUUUUCCCACUUCAUUAUUCAAGAGGGUAGAGAGAUAAGAUGGCCACCCCCUUUGUCCCAGUGCCUGUCCCCAUGGAACGGACCCCGUCCUGGCCCAAGAGGACCUCCCCAUUGGGAAUUAUCUCUAGUGCUGGCUUUUCCUCUCCUGGAAAGACCCCCUGGGUGAAGGCCACUGGGUCCUGGGGGGCCACAGUAGCCUGUCCGAUCCUCCCCCAGGCGUGUUCCAGCCCCGAGGGGUACAGGACAUCCAGAGGAGGGGAGCAGGGGUCAGUCCAGGAGGAUGGGACUCCAGGGGACAGUUGGGAGAGGCCCCUCACCCCGACCCUGCUGGGCUAUGAGGUCAUGGAGGAGAGGGCAAAGUUCACGGUAAGGAGUCACCCAUAGGAUUGAUUAAUUAUAGUUCUAUGAACACACCUUAUUUGAUUAAACUAGCCAUCAAGCCCUUGAUUGGUUGAAGCAGGUGGUACUUAGCUGGAACUAAAAAGCCUGCACACAUGAUGUCAGGGAACUUGGUUUAAAAAUUCCAUCCAAGUUUCAAGUUUCCAUCAGUUAUUAAAUGGUAGUUACUGUAGUAUGCAGCAUUUUGUUUGAAAGAGUUAUAGCUUUGUCACUGUUGGAGGCAAAUGUUUCAUCCCAUCUGGUUGAAUUCCAUACGAUUUUGUGACUGUUUGAAUGCCUCUAUCAUGUGUGCUCUCAUUGGUGGAAAAGGCUGAGCAAAUAAUAUGUGUGUGUGUGUGUGUGUGAUGAGCAUCUGUUGUUAAAUGGACAGAGAUAGACAACCAGUCACAAGGAAGUGACUAUGUGGAGUAUGAUUCAGUUAGGGAUGGUAGCUGUAUUUUAUUCUAACAACCACAAUCUCCUUUUUAGAUAUACAAUACCAGUCAAAAGUUUGGACACACCUACUCAUUCCAGGGGUUUUCUUUAUUUGUACUAUUUUCUACAUUGUAGAAUAAUAGUGAAGACAUCAAAACUAUGGAAUAACACAUAUGGAAUCAUGUAGUAACCAAAAAAGUGUUAAACAAAUCAAAAUAUAUUUUAUAUUUGAGAUUCUUCAAAGGAGCCACCCCUUUGCCUUGAUGACAGCUUUGCACACUCUUGGCAUUCUCUCAACCAGCUUCAUGAGGAAUGCUUUUCUAACUUUUGACUGGUACUGUAUAUAAAAAAAAAAAAGGCAUCAGAAACUGUGUUUUUAUGUGUAGUUGGCUUGGUUUUAAAACACACUCACUAAAAUAGUAUCUAAAGAUAAGUUGAGUACAGAGAUACACUAAGUGUCUGAUAAGAGUAUACCUUUAACACAACUGAACAAACAUUGGGUUAUGGCUGUGGUUAGUUACAUCCAUGUCUUUGUGUGUAUACAGCAGAGUUCCCCAACUGGCAGCCCGUGGGGCUUUAUUUAUUUUUAUUUGGCCCCCCCAAGUGUCUUUCUUUCUUUGUCUUUCUUUUAUUGUUGGACAUAAAAUACUGUAAAAACACCAGGAAAUCAUCUCUAAGUGAUUUUAAUUUAAGACAUCUGUUCCCAAGUAUUCCCACGCAUAAUAGAGAGACACGUGAUCGUAUACAAAUGUAAACAAGGUUUGAAGUUAUGUUUUAGUCACACAUUAUAUCUGUUUGGGCUUCUUGCGCUCAAUUUGCAGUCUAGUGGCCAUCUGCUCAAGAAAAAAUUGUCCCGCGGCUGUUGAUGACCCCUGGCAUACAGUAUAUGAUAGAAAAAUAACAUGGCCUAUUUUUUAUUGCAGGUGUAUAAAAUCUUGGUGAGAAGGAAUCAGGAAGAGAACUGGGUGAUCUUCAGAAGGUACACAGACUUCUCCAGACUCAAUGAUAAGGUGAGCUCCUUGCAGCAGACACCAUGGCUCAAUUCGGAAUAUUCCCUUCCCACUUCACCUUCUCCACUAGAUGGACUGGCCAUUCUAUUUCUAUGAGCGUGACUCUCUGUGACUCAUUUAAUUAUGCCAAAUCAAGGGCCAAAUUGAGGGAAACGGUGAGAUCAAACGAGGAGAUCAAUGACAUCAACUUGACACCCUCUAAUUUGAGGGAGCAAUUUAUGUGAAUAAAAUAUUUAACUGCUCUCUUUCUCUCUCUCUCUCUCCCCCUCCAUCUCUCUCUCAGCUAAAUGAGUUCUUUCCCAGGUUCAGACUAGCCCUGCCACCCAAGCGCUGGUUCAAAGAUAACUACGACAUGGAGUUUCUGGAGGAGAGACAGUUAGGCCUACAAGCCUUCCUACAGAACCUCAUAGCACACCGGGACAUCACCAACAGGUGGACUACAGUAUUUCCUCUUGACCUUUAUUUUAUCCAGGGUUGUCUCACAACAUGUCGUUUUCAAGAUAAAUCAAGUGUGUCGUUUGUGUGUGCAUGUGUGUUUGUGUUUGGUACUACCCUUGAGUGUAUCUGCAGUGAGUGCACAUAUCCUAAUUAUUUUGGAGGAUGUCCAUGUCAUCUUUCUGACCUUUGACCUUUCCCCCACAGUGAAGCGGUCAGACAGUUCCUUUGUUUGGAUGACCCGCCAGGCCCCUUUGACAGUCUGGAGGAGAGCAGGGUAAGCUGUCUCUACAGUACUUUUAAAAAUAUUAACCUUUUAAUAAUCCAGGUUAGUCUCAUUGAGAACAAAUGUAGUUUGCUAGAGAGAACUGAUCAAGAUAGCAGACCUACCAAAUACUUAGCUGGCUCCAUGCUAUGGUCUCAGAACCUCAAGACCACGAGGCUACCCAGCCAUGUAAAGCCAUGAAAAUAACACAAGUAGUAUGUUCACUAUAUCAAUGCAAUAUAGUUAACACAAAUAAUAUUCAGAAUGUAUGUGGCCCAAGUGGGAAUCAAACCCACUAGUCUUGCACAACCAUUGUGGGAGUUAUUGAAUUGAAUUGAACAAUUGUGAAUAAUUGAACAAUUGUGUGGCAAGCAGCAUACUUCAACCAACUGAGCCAUCAGAACUAGAGUCGUGGUCAUCAGGGCAUAUGACGGGAAAUGUUAUUAACGUUAAACAAAAAUGAGCUUUUCUUAUCGGACAAGUCUAGGUAGCUCCUCCGUGUUUUAUUCCACUUUCUUCCGUUUGGUGCCUCAUGAACACGAUACAGGUUCUGUUAUUGUGGUAAUCUUGCUGACAGGCCUUCUGUGAGACGCUGGAGGAGACCAACCACCGUCUCCAGAGGGACCUGUCGGAUAAACAGCGAGAGAUUGACUCUUUGAAAACAGCCCUGGACGAGAGACAGACCCACAUUGGAGUCCUGGAGAAGAGAGUGAAGUGAGGAUCUGUUCUUUCUCAGUGUCUGAAGACCGAGAAAUCAGGCAAUUGUGUGUUUGUGUGUCUGUUAAGGGUCCUGAGUUCUCGUGGAAGUAGCAAGAUGUACUCCCCAUCUCCCACAUGAUCUGACCACACGAUCCAGUUGUGUGUGUGUGUGUGUGUGUGUGUGUGUAUCUCCUGUCUGUGUGCUUUAAGAUGUAUGUAUUGUAUGUAUGUGUUUGUGUGUGUACAGUAUGUGUGUUAACAUGGUGUCCCUCUGUCUCAGUGGCGAGUUCCCCAGCCCAGAGGGCCUGACUCCGGAGAGCAGCAGGCUAUCAGCCCUAGGCAGUGAGAACAGCUCUGACACAGACACUGCCGCAGACAGACACAGAGACACAGACAGAGAGGCGGACGUAGACACAGACAGGGGAUCAUCCACUGCAGUGGAGGCUGACCAGGAGACAUGUCCUGAAAAAACAAGGUAUCUACCUGAUUGAUGUCUCAUGUGUCUUUAAACACACAUCCAUCUCUCCUGUCCACAGAGCUGAGCUUUUAGUAUUAGUUUUCUAUCAAAUACUUUAGCUAGGCUUUAUUGAGCUUGGCUGGCACAAGGGAACCAAUGGAAUAAUUCCAGAAGUACAAACCCAUCUGGUUGUCCAGGUAGUUAACCUACUUGUGCCAACCUGAGCUAGAUAUUGUACAGGUUAUCUGAUCUGUAAAUAAUCUUAAACUCCAAACAACUGGCUAUUAACAGAUCCAUAUGAUGUACAGAUCACUGUUUACCUCCUCUCAUGGAGACAUAAUAGGAUACUUAAUCUAUGCCUCUGUGCUUUGAGGUAACUGAUGUUUAAUUUGACCUCUGACCUUUCCCUCCACUCUGUCAAUCCAGCUCAGAAGUCCAACGGCCACUCAAGGGUCACAUGGCGUACUGGUCAUCUGCAGCCAUUGAUAGUUCACCAGAAGCUUUUAUAAAUUCAGCAACUCCAUAGAAUUGACGUGGAAUUCUGAAUUUGAUUCUGACCUGGGACCUGGAAGAGUAGAUGAUUCCAAGAUGGACUGAUGAUGAGCUACAAGUGUAUAGACUUUUCAUGCACAGAUUCUUGCUUGUAGUGACUGCAUUAAUGGGUGAUUGAAGUUAUCAUAUAAGGUGUGUGUGUGUG